CCUUUUCCAAACCUUUCUUCUUUCCUUCUCUGCCUCGUUUCCCCUGCUGCUAUUCUCCUCCUCGCCGCUCUCUCUCUCUAACUUUCUUCUGUCCGUUGCCAUUUUCUGCCAAUAUGGAGGAGAGAGAAAAAGUCUCAGACAUGAAAGCAAGGCAUGAGCUUCUACAAGGGAACACUCUAGCUACGGCUGCUGCUGGUGAUGAGCAAGUUGAGUUUCGGUGUAGAAUCGUGGCUUGCUCAUGCUAAUUUCGGUGCUAUCUUACCUGAGCUUCACAAACGAAACUUUCGUUUUUUUUUCCACGUUUUUUCUUGACCUUGUAAGACCUUUUCUUGACCUUGUAAGACCCCGCGUAGUGUGUAUUUGGUUUAACAAAUCGGUUUGUUGUGGCCUCUGCAUUUGGAUGUUGAUACGGAGAGGCUCUCAUCUGCAGCUUCCUGUUUCCGUAAAAUGCAUCUUCUCCUUCCUUAUCUAUCCCUCCCGAGCUAUUCGAAAUCAACGACACUCCCUCCCCUUCCAUGUUCCACCAUGAGAGAGACUCCCCUUGACCAUACAAGUAACAAGCGAAGGCAAUGGUGUCAUAAUCUUGAUGAAGUCAUGAUCAUAAAUGAUGCAAAGAAAGAAGCAAACACCAUCUCUCCCUCUCUCUCUCCCCAGCUGCUAAUAGUCCUGUAUGAAAAAGUUUAUAGUAGAAAAAAAGUGAGUAAUAUACUUUUUCUUCAGCAACAAGAAAUGAAGGUAUAUAUUUGUGGUAGAAAGAGCUGUUUUUCUCUGUUUUCUUUGUUGACCAAUGACUGGUUUUCAAGGGCUUAGUUUGUAAGUUUUAGUAACUUUAUGUAUCCAAAAUAAAAGCAAACGAAAUUUGAUUUGAACCACA
This is a messenger RNA of Linum tenue, 874 nucleotides long. Lineage: Eukaryota; Viridiplantae; Streptophyta; Magnoliopsida; Malpighiales; Linaceae. The record is from the annotation of a GenBank genome assembly.